AUGGGUUUCCCUCCCAAGGUAUACCAGUUUCUGGUCGGCACGUUUGCCGCGCUGGGCUCUUUUCUCUAUGGAUACGACUUGACCAUUGUAGCCGAAGUGGUAUCCAGCGGUUCUUUCCUUAGCUACUUCAACCCUUCGACCACCGAGGUCGGCCUGGUCGCGUCGCUGCUCACGGCUGGCGCAUUUGUUGGUGCCGGGUUGGCCUACCCAUGCUCAGAUUACUUCGGUCGUCGAGUCACCAUCUUGACUGGCGGGUUGGUUUUCUGCUUGGGUGGUGGACUGCAGGCAGGCGCGCAGAACUAUGGCUAUGUCUUGGGUGGCCGCUUUAUCGCAGGUGUCUCCAUCGGUGUUCUUACCAUGAUCAUUCCCAUGUACCAGGCAGAAUUAGUCCACCCCAAUAUUCGAGGCUUGGUGACUGGGCUUCAGCAGUUUAUGCUUGGCGUUGGUGGCGUGUGUGGUAGUUGGAUCAGUUAUGGUACAUACGUCGGUUUCACUGACAACCGUCAAUGGCGUAUUCCUUUGGCCAUCCAGAUUGUCCCUGCCGCUCUUCUUUCUGCCUUGAUUUUCCUUUUCCCGGAAUCCCCUCGUUGGCUCAUUAGCCGUGGUAACCCAGAGAAGGGUCUCAAGACCCUGGCGCGACUGCAUGCCAAUGGCAACACAUCCGACCCGUGGGUUCUCGCCGAGUUUGAGCAAAUUCAAACGCAGGUUGCCGAGGAGAAGGAGCAAACGAAGGCCUCAUUCAAUGUUUUGUUCACUAAUAAGGCGAACUUCCGCCGCCUCCUGUUGGCCUGCGCUAUGCAAGCUGCCACCCAGAUGACUGGCAUUUCAGCGAUUCAAUAUUACUCGGUCACCAUCUUUAAACAAAUUGGCAUUGAUGGAACGGAUACCCUACGCUACCAAGCUAUCAAUUCAGUCCUUGGCCUCCUCGGUGAAUUUCUCCUCAUGAUUGUAGUCGAUAAGAUUGGCCGUCGCAAACUCAUUGUCGGUGGAAACCUCGCCAUGUGCCUCACAUAUGUGAUCAGUACCAUCCUUCUCUCCAAGUUCCCUCCCGAGGCGCAUAACAACGGCGCCCACUGGGGUUUCAUUAUCAUGACAUGGGUAUACAACUUCUGCUUUGCUAGUAUGGGCUCACUUUCGUGGAUGAUCCCUGCCGAAAUCUUCGAUACGGCAAUCCGAGCCAAGGGGGUAGCCUUGGGUUGCAUGGUAUCCUUCGCCUUCAACACGAUGAUCGGCCAAGUGACACCUAUUGGAAUGGCAAACUCCGGUUGGAGAUUCUAUAUACUAUUUGUGGUAUGCAAUUUCACAAAUGCCGUCUUCUUCUGGGCCAUGCUACCCGAAACCAAUCAGUUACCCCUGGAGGAAAUGAAGAAGCUCUUCACCGAGAGUCCCUGGUUUAUCGGUAACACCGACAGAACCAAGUUUGUGGGUACGGAAAUCAGUAUUCUGGCGCACCAGAUUGAAAGUAAGGGAAUCGAAGAUCGGACCGGCACAACUGAUCACAAGGAGGAAACGGCUUGA
Molecule: messenger RNA, 1518 nt
Organism: Talaromyces proteolyticus
Lineage: Eukaryota; Fungi; Ascomycota; Eurotiomycetes; Eurotiales; Trichocomaceae
Product: general substrate transporter
Exons: 7
Coding region: 1-1518 (505 amino acids)
Biological process (GO): carbohydrate transport; transmembrane transport
Cellular component (GO): membrane
Molecular function (GO): carbohydrate:proton symporter activity
Source: RefSeq, a predicted model, not a curated record